[Candida] anglica is the source of this 2005-nucleotide messenger RNA. The record is from the annotation of a GenBank genome assembly. NCBI's taxonomy places the organism in Eukaryota, Fungi, Ascomycota, Pichiomycetes, Serinales, Debaryomycetaceae.
UACACAUUCAAAGAGAGGUACAGGAAGCGAAGAGAAGAGAAGAGAAGAGCGUGCAUAUAUAUCUACCUGCAAGGAACUCUCUCUAUAUAUAUAUAACUAUAUAUGCAUAUCUACAGUGUGAGAUUGUCAUGGGAAACAAGACAAUGAAACUAGAGCACUCUCUUGGACUUGAACCAACAACGGCGGCUCCUCCUGCGACGGGGAGUUCAAACCAAAGUGGAUCGAAUGAUUUUGUGAAGAAAUUGUUUCAGAUGCUCCAAGACGAUGGAUACAAGGAAGUGGUGAAAUGGACCACGAAUGGGGACAGUUUUGUGGUGCUAAACACCAACGAAUUCACCAAGGAGAUUCUUCCUCGGCAUUUCAAACACAGUAAUUUUGCGUCGUUUGUGCGACAGUUAAACAAGUAUGAUUUCCACAAAGUCAAGAUACCGAAUGAAGAGAAGCAGAAUUACAAGUAUGGAGACGAUGCAUGGGAGUUCAAACAUCCUGACUUUCGUAUUAAUGACCGGGAAUCCCUUGAGAACAUCAAGCGGAAGGGCCCAACUGCGAAGAAGGGAGGCGGUGCAGGAGCCGGAUCUGGAGGAGCACAAGGACAAUACGCUGGAGGUGGUUCCGGUGGGGCUGGUAGUGGAGGUAAUGGAGACUUUGGAUCCUCGACACAAUUGGCCAACAUUAACGAAGAAUUGAAUGCAUUGAGAACGGAAAAUAAGACGCUUUUCCAUGAACUUAAUGUUAUGCAAACCAAAUAUAAGGCUGUGGUGGAGAACUUGGUGACCCUUAAAAACUUUGAUGAGCGAUAUUAUAAUUCUAUGAGGAUGUUGGUGAAUUGUCUAGCACAGGCAGGGAUAAAACUCCCACCAUUGGACUUCCCCAACCCUAAUCUAAUGAACUUGCAACAACCUCCACCGCCACCACAUUUAACGUCAUUACACCAACGGGCACAUUCAUAUUCCAGUUCGGUGAACCAUGUACCGACUCCCAUAGGGGUCGGCAGUCCAGCAUUGACACUUGGAAGGCCCUUUGAUCCUCCUUUCAAUUCUAUAAUGUCACAGACCCAGGCCACACCUCCGGGCACUGGCACUGCCACAGGAACUAGCACUGCCACCGGACCUCCACCACCACCUCCUGCCGGAGUAGGUAUGAUGCCUCUACCAAUACGUGGGCUGGGUCCUGGUAGUGGUCCGGGGCCGGUGCCGGGGCCAGUUCCUGUGCCCGUUCCGGGCCAAGGACAAGGUUCAGUUCGACCCACGGGGAGCUUUGAUUCACUUUCCGUGGCCCGUGGCUCACCACAAUUAAACGCAGCCAUGAGAUCUCCUGCUACCUUGGGUAAGGGGACACUUGAUGGUACUAAUACACCCGUAACCCAAGCCAGUGGAGUAGGCACUUCAGUGGCUCCUUCUGGACCAGGAGGAUCUGGAUCUGGAGCGGUAUCCGUGCUGCCAGUUGAUCAUGCACAAAUAACCACCACCAAUCUUCCCAACCCAAAAUUCCAUGUUCUAUUGGUUGAAGAUGACAAUGUUUGUAUCCAAUUAUGUAGAAAAUUUUUGGUCAAGUAUGGAUGUCAAGUGACAGUUGCCACAGAUGGUUUGAAUGCCAUUCUGACGGUGGAACACACAAAGUAUGACUUGGUUCUUAUGGAUAUAGUGAUGCCCAAUCUAGAUGGUGCCACUGCCACCAGUGUGAUUCGAUCCUUUGACACCAAAACUCCAAUUAUAGCAAUGACAGGAAAUAUUGAAGAAUAUGAUUUGGUUACAUAUUUGCAGAAUGGAAUGUCUGAUAUUCUUGCCAAACCAUUCACUAAGGAUGAUCUUUAUUCGAUUUUGAGUAAACAUCUUUUGACGCCUAGUACUGCUGAAGGUACAACCAGUGGUGGAGACCCCCUUCAAGCGGCUGUUCAACCACCGCAGACAAACUUAGUACAUUCGUCCGAUACGCCUGGAUCCGAUCCUAGUAUCUCUACUAAGAAGCAGAGACUACAAUAAAACCCAUCUGUAUGAUUACCUGU